CUCAAUGUAUGGCAGGGAUGGCUUAUUGGGACGUAUUGGGACUGUGUUUAUAACUUCCUCCUUGUUGGGAUAAUGUUGGGACCGUGUAUCGAUAGCUGAUCCGAAAUCUUGAGUCUUGACUGUCAUUGGCUCUAAUUAAAGACCAAAAUUCCCAAGAUUCUUCUCACCGCAAGAACUGUGACUGGACUCGGGAGAACAUCUCUCCGUGAAUUAAUAACAGUAAAUACCGAAAAUGUUCAAGUGGGAAGACGUGGAUAGGAUUCUGGUAGUACUUCACUCAAUGAGAACGCUACCGUUCGAUUACCACUCUCUUCGGUAAAAGCUAAAGAUUAACGAGAUUCCUUUCGUUUUUGCUGAUUCUACUGAAACAGUUGAACUGAUCAUUGAAUUCACACACAUGAUCUUGAAUUCAAGAAAAAAACCCUAGACUGAUCGAGAGAGAGAGAGAGAAGUAUGGCUGUUGAUUGGUCCCAACUUCCACCGGAUAUGAUAGUGAUGAUGUCGAGAAAGCUGACUGUUUAUAUCGAUUAUCUCCGAUUCCGAGCGGUUUGUGUAAAUUGGAGAUCCGCUGUGUCAAAGAGGCCUGACCACCUCCCCUGCCAACUUCCAUGGCUGAUGCUUCCUAACACCCGGAAUAACGACACCUGCCGUGGUUUCUUCAGUCUGUCAGAUGACAAGAUUCAUUGGCUUGAGCUCCCAGAGGCGUCUCGUCGGAGGCGAUGCUGUGGGUCUUCACAAGGCUGGCUCGUCGUCGUCGAGGAGUCCCCGGUGAUCCGUCUCUUGAAUCCCCUAACGAGGGCCCAAAUUCAACUCCCACCAUUGACAACGUUCCCGAAUGUUUUGGGUUUCGAUGUAUAUAGAAUCGGUAAAGAGUAUACCCUCCAGACUUCCUCCGGUGACUGCUACUCUCGCAACUUGAAGGAAAUGCGGGACUCGUUCUUGAAGAAAGUCAUCCUAUCUUCAAGUCCGGCUUCCAGCUCCGAAUAUGUCGCCUUGGCCAUCCUUAACGAAACCGGUGAAUUAGCAUUUUGUAGACAUGGAGAUGAGGGAUGGACUUUCAUCGAAGAUGCACAACCUUGCUAUGAGGACGUUAUAUGCUACAAGGGACUAUUCUAUGCGGUUGAUAGACGUGGAAAGGUUGUAAUUUGCGAUGUUAGUGGUGUUUCUCCGGUGGUGACAGUUAUCAACACGCUAUGGUUGUUCGGUGGUGACAUACUUUAUUUGGUGGAGCAAUCUGGGGAGCUCUUACUGGUUACUAGGCAUCUAGAGCUCGGACUUGUGGAGCCUGAUAUGGCCUAUAAGACAAUUCGAUUCGAAGUCGCCAAGUUGGAUUCAAGUAGCCAGAAUUGGGUUAAGUUGAAAGGCAUAGGUGACCAUGUAUUGUUCUUGGGUAAAAAUUCCUCCUUGUCUUUGUCGGCCUCUGAUUAUCCUGAAUGUAGAAGGAACUGCAUCUAUUUUACUGACGACUAUUCUGAGGUCAACUUUGAAGGUGUACGUGGAGAUUAUGAUGUAGGCGUGUUCAACUUGGAAGAUGACAGUAUCGAACCAUUGCUAUGUUAUUCACAAAGUUCCUUGUUAAUUUGGCCUCCACCCCUGUGGAUUACACCGAAUCCAUUUUAGGCUGGAAUCCUGGCAGUAAGUGGAAUUGUUUAUUCUUGUUGUUCUCCUUGUGAAAUGUAUCAUUUCUAUUCCUGAAUGUCAUUAAUUAGCUGUGUUAUUGUUUGAUUAAUUGUUCCAGUUUAUAGAUUUCCUUUCUCUUGUUUACCUUACUCUUAAAAUUUCCAGUUAAAUAAAAUAUGAUUUUGGUCUG
This is a messenger RNA of Nelumbo nucifera (sacred lotus), 1810 nucleotides long. RefSeq names its product F-box protein SKIP23-like. Lineage: Eukaryota; Viridiplantae; Streptophyta; Magnoliopsida; Proteales; Nelumbonaceae. The record is from RefSeq and is a predicted model, not a curated record. Gene Ontology annotation, molecular function: protein binding.